ACGUUGCCCCCUGCCUCUCCGCCGGGCACCUGGCCGUGCGCCGCGCACUGGCAUACGCUGCUGAAUCACUUUCACUUAUGCCGUGCGCUGUGCUGGUACUGCUGCUCUCCGUCGGUAAGGGGACACGAGCGCGAAGUUACCCGUGAAAAUCCGGAAUUGUUUCUAACAAUUUCGUACCCUAAAAGAUCAAGACAAUUUUCGGUAUCCUCGAGUCGCCGGUUCUGUGCAGUUUCGCGCCGGUGUGUGAACGUGGGACGGACCUGAAUUGGCGUGACGUUGAGUGCACGGGUGCAGAUACGGAAGGCUAGGGUGACAGGAAGGGUGGGGGUGAGCCCUUCAGGAAAAGCAACGAGGUUAGAGACAACAGUCGCACGCAGAUCGUCGUGCCGUUUGGCCGUACUCGAGGAACCGGGUACACAGACCCUAGUGCUCCAUACACAAUUCAGUUUUCUCUAAUUCCUAGCCCAAGAUUUUUGUUUAUUUAUUUACCUAUUAUUUAUUUAUAAACACAACUGUAUUUAUACCCACCGCGAACCAAGUCGCGUACACCAGUGCGUAGUGAGUACCUCUCAAGGAAUAUAAAUAAAUACUCGUGGUGGUGCAUCGCUCUCGUGUGUGUCAUACAUCAGGUUGGAUUGCAGUGCUGGAAACAAGGAAUAAAGGUGUCGUUGAUCCGUGACUAAGUGACAGAGGUUUUUCGUAUUUCGUAACUCGCUUGCUCUCAUAAUGCUCCGGACGUAUUCGCGAUUCAAAUUUGACACAGUGAUGUGGUUUCUUCUUCCAUGAGAUCCGUGCACAUUUAUGCCCCGAAACACGAGUCCCGGAGUGUCAUUCGGUCAGGGGUGAUAUGUUAUUGGAGAUGGAGCAACAUUCGGGCUUGAUAUCCCUGAACAUGUCGCCGUUCCAUUUGAGUCCUCAGGGCAGUCCCCAGAGUGCUGUCACUGGUCAGCAACAACAGCAGCAACAACACUCGAAUCAGUUCGGGUCCUCCCCUUACGGAAAUUGUGCCCAAAGUCCCUCUAUGUGUCACCCCCAGCAGAACCAGCAACAGUCCCAAAUGUCUAGCCAGGCCCACAAUCAGUCCCAAAAUUCAGGAAUGUCUGGUUUCGAGGCGGCCUUUUUUGACGCCACGAGCCUCGAGGAACGUUGUCCCAUGUGUGGGGACAAAAUGUCAGGGUAUCAGUACGGCCUCCUCACUUGUGAAUCUUGCAAGGGCUUCUUCAAGCGCAACAGUUCGCCCUGCAGCAGUAAAAAGGUCUACACGUGUCUUUUUUCGCCUACAGGAGGAGGCUGCGGCACUUCCUCGUCCUUGGAGGGCGGCACUUACGCCGGUGGAGGUGGCGGCACCGGCAACAACGGUGCAGGUGCUGGUGGAGCCGGUAACAACUCCGGCCCAACCGGUGCCGGCGCCAGCGGGAGCGUCAACAUCCCGGGCAACCUGUGCCAUCCUGGACUUGCCCAGGCGGGCGUUGGUGUUGUGACUGGUUCGAUUCCUGGUCCAUCAGACUUUCCUGACACCAAGGAUGUCAUCGAGGAACUGUGUCCUGUGUGCGGGGAUAAGGUCUCCGGAUAUCACUAUGGAUUACUCACCUGCGAAUCCUGCAAGGGAUUUUUUAAGAGGACGGUGCAGAACAAAAAGGUUUACACUUGCGUUGCUGAGAGAUCCUGCCACAUCGACAAGACGCAGCGGAAGCGCUGUCCAUUCUGCCGGUUUCAGAAGUGCCUCGAAGUUGGCAUGAAACUCGAAGCUGUGAGAGCAGACAGGAUGCGAGGAGGUAGAAAUAAGUUUGGGCCAAUGUACAAGAGAGAUCGGGCGCGGAAGCUGCAGAUGAUGAGGCAAAGGCAGCUGGCUCUGCAGACGAUUCGAGGCAGCCUUGGCGACCCUUCCAGUUACCCAUCGGCAGUAACGCCGUUCUUGCAUAUCAAGCAGGAGAUCCAGAUACCUCAGGUUUCGAGUUUGACGUCUUCGCCGGACUCGAGCCCAUCACCCGCAGCCGUAGCCGCUGGCUUGGUCACAACGCAGGCGGGCAGCGGCGGGGCUGGCCAGCACCAGAUGAUAGCUCCAUCCUCACAGCCCACCAUCUCCGGCGGCAAUCACCUCCACAACCCCAACCCGAGCCUGGAGAGCAAACUCUGGGCAGCCAACUCCACGACACCAAGCCCCAAAGCUUUCAACUUUGGAGAACAGUCGACGCAACCCCACGGUACAAACACCAACAACACAGCCACCUCCACACCCUCCGCCGGCGUGGCGCUCAAAACUAGUCCGAUGAUCAGAGACUUUGUGCAGUCGGUCGACGACCGCGAGUGGCAAACUUCCCUAUUCGGGUUACUACAGAACCAAACGUACAAUCAGUGUGAAGUGGACUUAUUCGAACUUAUGUGUAAAGUGCUCGACCAGAAUCUCUUCUCACAAGUCGACUGGGCGAGGAACUCUGUUUUCUUCAAAGAUCUCAAGGUUGAUGACCAAAUGAAACUUCUUCAACACUCCUGGUCGGAUAUGUUGGUGCUCGAUCACCUUCAUCAGAGGUUACACAAUAAUCUGCCAGACGAGACCACACUUCACAAUGGGCAAAAGUUUGAUCUCCUUUGCCUUGGCCUAUUGGGAGUGCCGUCUUUAGCUGAUCUUUUCAACGAUCUGUCCUCAAAACUUCAGGAAUUAAAAUUUGACCUCUCGGAUUACAUUUGUAUGAAAUUCCUAAUGCUGCUUAACCACGACGUUCGUGGAUUGGUAAACAAAAAGCACGUACAAGAGGGUCACGAACAGGUUCAACAGGCUCUUCUGGAUUACACGAUGACCUGCUAUCCAUCUAUACCUGACAAGUUUAACAAAUUGUUAGCAGUAUUGCCAGAAAUCCAUGUGGUGCGAGCAGGGGAGAAGACCACCUCUACCAAAAGCACUGUAACGGAGGCGCGCCGACGCAAACCCUUCUCAUGGAAAUGUUGCACGCAAAGAGAAAAUGAAACGACACUCACCUCCGGCAAUUAUGCCGAACAGUUGAAGCUUCGAAAUCUAAAACCUCAGCGUUUUAUCGCGAAGGCUCUGGCAAUGCCCCUCGUCGACGGUCCUCUGUUUCUCGACGAACAGGAGUCGUUUAGGUAUCACAAAUCGAAAUUACACUAGGCGCCCGACCUGGCCCUUUCUUGUUAUACCUACGCAAGCAAAUCAAGUAUAGACGUACAUACUUUACAUGCAUAGUGCAUACACACUCUAUGUAUUAUAAUAUGUAUAUCUAAAAUAUAUAUAAACAUAACGACAUAUAUUUUCUAUAUUUGAUGUUGAAGUUUUAGAGAUGUAUCCGUGGAGAAUCGGCUCCCGCGAUGGUGCGUGUCGAGGGGGGCAACGAGCGCAGGGAAAUAGUAAGCGAGAUGCCUUGAAAAACAGUACAAAGGGUGGUUUAAACAAAUUAUCGGUCAAAGGGCAGGCAACUUUUGUCUAAAUAUGGAUAUAAAACCUAUUUUUCUAAUAACUUAGAGAACGAUUUAUUUUUAAGUACCAUACCAUACCACUGAAGCCUUGCUCUCAAACUAAGAAAGAAAUACAAAUACCUAACGAUCUACUAUCAUUCUACUUUACAUUACUCUGCCCAUCAAACUCUUUCUCACUCCAGAAUAUUUAUAAAAAAAACUUGAGACUUUUAUAGCGUUAAGUGGUAAAUCAAAUGCGAAUAACGAUAAGCAGAGCGAUCCGCACUUGUGUUUCAAAAAGUUCUGAUUCUGCAGUCUAACAAAAGUGUAUAUGCCGCGAAUGAGCUCUGAUUUUUCUUGUUUAAAAUACAAACUUAAUUUUUUAUAGUUUAUUAAGCAUGACUUUAAUAAACGACGAAUUGAGAAAUUAGUUAUUUUUUCUUCAAAAAUUGCGAAAUUUGGAAGAGGC
Belonocnema kinseyi is the source of this 3877-nucleotide messenger RNA. It is a transcript of the gene ftz-f1, whose product is annotated as nuclear hormone receptor FTZ-F1. Lineage: Eukaryota; Metazoa; Arthropoda; Insecta; Hymenoptera; Cynipidae. Gene Ontology annotation, cellular component: RNA polymerase II transcription regulator complex. Gene Ontology annotation, biological process: hormone-mediated signaling pathway; tissue development; regulation of transcription by RNA polymerase II. Gene Ontology annotation, molecular function: nuclear receptor activity; RNA polymerase II cis-regulatory region sequence-specific DNA binding; zinc ion binding. The record is from RefSeq and is a predicted model, not a curated record.